AGCGAUGGGAACCCCUCCGCGGUGUGCCCGGAGCGGCGGCCUUCGCCGGGGGAGCGGCGUCGUCUUCGAAGAAACCGGAAGCCCGUGGUGACCUCUGGCGACCCGUUUCCGAACGAACGCUGUGGAAUCGAAACUCCGCGGCCCUCCGUCGCCGGCCUCGGGGGAAUAUAACUCAGGUGGGGAAGUAAUGCUGAAUCUAACAACAAAAGUAGAUGGAAAGACUGUCAUGGAUACACUGGUAGAAGAUGAUAUCUGCAUUCUAAAUCAUGAAAAAGCCCAUAGGAGAGAAACAGUGACUCCGGUCUCAAUAUAUUCAGAUGAGUCUGUCGCUUCACAUUUUGCCCUUGUCACUGCAUAUGAAGACAUCAAAAAACGACUCAAGGAUUCAGAAAAAGAGAACUCUUUCCUAAAGAAAAGAAUAAGAUUUUUGGAAGAAAAGCUUACAGACGCUUUAUUAGAUGAAGAAACAAGUUCGGUGGGACGAGAACAAGUAAAUAAGGCCUAUCAUGCAUAUCGAGAGGUUUGCAUUGAUAGAGAUAAUUUAAAGAGCAAAUUGGAUAAAAUGAAUAAAGACAACUCUGAAUCUUUGAAAGUAUUGAAUGAACAGCUGCAAUCUAAAGAAGUAGAACUCCUCCAGCUAAGAACAGAGGUGGAAACUCAGCAGGUGAUAAGGAAUUUAAAUCCACCUUCAUCAAACUGGGAGGUGGAAAAGUUGAGUUGUGACCUGAAGAUCCAUGGCUUGGAACAAGAACUAGAACAGAUGAAGAAAGAAUGUAACAAUCUCAGAAUAGAGCUACAAAAAGCCAAACAAACGGAUCCAUCCCAAGACAAUCUGCAGAGCAGAGAUCUCCAAAGACUAAGCAUUUCAAGUGAUGAUGUGCAAAAUGUAUACUGGGAGCUGAAGAGAGAAAUGUCUAAUUUACAUCUGGUGACUCAAGUACAAGUUGAACUACUAAGAAAACUGAAAACCCCAACUGCGAUCAAGAAAGCCUGCACCCCUGUAGGAUUCAUGGAAGACCUUGGGAAAGAAAGCACAAACCUGCACUUGACGAAUUUCACUGCAACAUACAAAAGACACCCCCCUCUCUCACCAAAUGGCAAAACUCUUUGUCAUACCACAUCUUCCCCUUUUCCAGGAGAUGUAAAGGUUUUACCAGAGAAAGCAAUUCUCCAAUCAUGGACCGAUAACGAGAGACCCAUUCCUCAUGACUGUUCAAACUUUCAGGAACACUACUCGUAUGGCAGAAAUUCUCUGGAAGACAAUUCUUGGGUACUCCCAAGCCCUCCUAAAUCAAGUGAAACAGCAUUUGGGGAAACUAAAAAUAAAACUUUUCCUUCACCCAUCCUGCCACCCCCACUUAACUUGGAUCAACGUAAUCAAAACUGCCUUUAUAAGAAUUAAUUCUGAAGAGAUCUGUGACUUGGUCAUGAGGCUGCUGUAACUCCAGCAAGUAUUCUUGAGAAAUUAUUUAAUAAACUGAAAGCAGGUUUGAUUAAACUUUUGCAAAGUUCUUCAAUGUACACAUUUGCACAAUACUGUAAUGUAUUAUGUAGUUGAUUUUCCAGUAUGAGAGCAACUGUCCAGCUUCACAUUCUGGCUAAAAAUCAGAUAUAUACUACUAAUAAAUUAAUAAACUUGAGGUGUUUCAAAAAG
Messenger RNA from Pipistrellus kuhlii (Kuhl's pipistrelle), 1654 nucleotides. RefSeq names its product 5-azacytidine induced 2 (gene AZI2). Gene Ontology annotation, cellular component: cytoplasm. The record is from RefSeq and is a predicted model, not a curated record. Gene Ontology annotation, biological process: canonical NF-kappaB signal transduction. Bases 188 to 1402 code for a protein of 404 amino acids. Lineage: Eukaryota; Metazoa; Chordata; Mammalia; Chiroptera; Vespertilionidae. The transcript is spliced from 9 exons.